AUGUCGACCAAAACCCCCGUUCUAACCGAUAAGGCCCCCAAACCCCUCCCAGGCAUCUACAGCCAGGCCAUCAUCGCCAACGGGGUGGUCUACUGUUCUGGCGCGGUGGCUCUGGACCCCGCCACAGGCAAGUUGAUCGAGGGGGAUAUCAAAGCUCAUACUCAUCAAUGCAUCAAAAACCUUACACACGUCCUCGAAGCUGCCGGAACAACCAUCGAUAAGGUGGUCAAGGUCAACGUCUUCCUCUCUGAUAUGGACGACUUUGCGGAGAUGAACUCCGUGUAUACGCAGUACUGGGGGGAUAUAAAGCCCUGCAGAACUUGCGUGGCGGUCAAGACGUUGCCUCUCAAUACCGACGUGGAGAUCGAGUGUGUAGCGGUGUUGUAG
Penicilliopsis zonata CBS 506.65 is the source of this 387-nucleotide messenger RNA. RefSeq lists its product as hypothetical. The transcript is spliced from 3 exons. The coding region runs from base 1 to 387 and encodes 128 amino acids. Gene Ontology annotation, molecular function: deaminase activity. The record is from RefSeq and is a predicted model, not a curated record. Gene Ontology annotation, cellular component: cytosol; mitochondrion. Lineage: Eukaryota; Fungi; Ascomycota; Eurotiomycetes; Eurotiales; Aspergillaceae.